Hyalella azteca is the source of this 1511-nucleotide messenger RNA. It is a transcript of the gene Hpf1, whose product is annotated as histone PARylation factor 1. The transcript is spliced from 10 exons. NCBI's taxonomy places the organism in Eukaryota, Metazoa, Arthropoda, Malacostraca, Amphipoda, Hyalellidae. The coding region runs from base 103 to 1401 and encodes 432 amino acids. The record is from RefSeq and is a predicted model, not a curated record. Gene Ontology annotation, molecular function: poly-ADP-D-ribose binding; histone binding. Gene Ontology annotation, biological process: regulation of protein ADP-ribosylation; DNA damage response. Gene Ontology annotation, cellular component: nucleus.
UAAGGAUCACAAUCAUCAUUCCGGUUAUGAUGUGGCGCGAAGAAAAGUAAAGUUAUCGAUUAUUUAAAUCACCCAAACUAAUGCUUAACUUGCUUUUUUUGAAUGGCUGCGACAAAGCAAACUACUCUGAAAUUUACUAAACAGAAAGCAGAUAUGAAGCCUCUUUGUAGGUAUGGAGAGAAAUGUUAUCAGAAAAAUCCUAAUCACCUACAAAAGUACCACCACCCUAAAAAAAAUUUUCAAUCUGAAAAAGAUGUACGAAAACGAAAUGCUUGUGAAGCUUUUUCAGCCGAUGAGGAUUCACUUCCAUCUGUGGAUGCACAUGCAAGUUCAUCUCUGCCGGCUGAUACUUCUUCACCUCCCCUAAAACAAGCAAAACUUGAAGAGACCUCAUCACUGGCUGCAGACUCCUCAAUAGCAGCUGAGAACUGCACUUUCACUGAUGAAGAUGAACAGGAGUUACCAGCCAGCCCUUCUGAUCUGCAAGAAAAUAUCAAGCAAAAGUUUCUUGUGGAGAUGCCUGAAGAUUUCUUCAAAUUCUGGGACUUCUGUGAAGAGCUAAAUAAGGAAAAUCCUUCAAAUGCUCUGCUGUCGUGUGGCAUUCGGCUGGUUGGGGCAUAUGAUGUGGUUGCUGGUAAAGACUUGAAGCCUCGUUGUCUCUCCCGGUAUCUCUGUCACUGGAGGUUCUACCAUGACCCUCCUGAAAUGCAGACAAUCCUUACGUGCGGUAAUGAUGGCUACCACAUCGGGUAUUUCCGAGACUGUCCGUCAGAAGCACCGGUGUUUGUGGCGAGUAUGAGCGACGUCAAGCCUGGUCUCGUCUCCCCUCUCGGUGACAACGUCUUCGAUGCUCUCAGAGUUUACUGCAAGGAAGCAGAGAAGAAAGUGGACACAUUCAAGAAGCCGGCGUUCUCGAAGCUCAUAUCUCAGCUGGAAGACGCCGCCAAGACCCAUGGCUUCAAGCUGGACAGCAAAACAGAUGCAGUGAGACAGCGGAAGAAGAAAGUUGUGUGUCGGAGCUUCCAUGGCGCUGGUAUCGUCGUGCCUUAUGAUAAGGAAACUGAUGUUGGCUACCGGGAGAUACCCGAAACUGAUGCAAACUUACGCAAGAUGCUCCAGAGAGUGAGCGAUGCCAAAAACCCAGCAGCUCGCAGUGCAGCUUUUGCAACCGUGCAAGAAGUGAUCACCAACUCUCAGUGGGCGACUGAUGAAGGAGACUUCGGCAUGGGGCUCGAGCUCGGAAUGGACCUCUUCCUGUUCGGGUGUCCGCACCUGCAUAGCUCUGCUAAGCAUCUCAUGACCGUCGCAUACGACCUCCUGGGUCGACAAGAGUUCUCUACCAUCCUGAAGGCUCACCUGAAGAACAGACGCAAAGGACAAAAUUUAAGCGCUUUUAACUAAGCUCUCUGUUACAUUUUGUCCUCUCAUUGGACCAGUUUCCUGAAAAUGAUGAUAAAAACAUUAUUAGAAUCGAUGUAAUAUUAAAUAUACAAAUAGAGAAUUAAUUAAUU